AUGAAGAUAUUCGCUACCCUUCUAUUCCUCCUCUGCUCUGCCGUAGCCGUGGUUGCAACGACAACGUCACAGAGCGAAUCCGCGCAACAAUCCAUCAUAAUUACCCAGUCAGAUGUGGCUAUUCAUAGCAUGGCAGACGACCCGUUGCGCACUCAAUCUAAUCGGUGGCUGAGUCCAUUAAUUGGCCUGAAGACCUUCACGGAAGACGUGGGCGCGCGAGUGACCCUUCGCCCUCGUCUGAAAGCGCGAAAUGAGGGUACUCUAGGCCAAGCGCCGUGGUACGGGAUGGCUUUUGGGCUGGCAUGUACCACUCUUGCGGCGUUGAUGCUAGGAUGA
Talaromyces atroroseus is the source of this 336-nucleotide messenger RNA. RefSeq lists its product as hypothetical. The coding region runs from base 1 to 336 and encodes 111 amino acids. Lineage: Eukaryota; Fungi; Ascomycota; Eurotiomycetes; Eurotiales; Trichocomaceae. The record is from RefSeq and is a predicted model, not a curated record. The transcript has a single exon.